This is a messenger RNA of Mya arenaria, 711 nucleotides long. Its product is annotated as putative nuclease HARBI1. The record is from RefSeq and is a predicted model, not a curated record. The coding region runs from base 1 to 711 and encodes 236 amino acids. Lineage: Eukaryota; Metazoa; Mollusca; Bivalvia; Myida; Myidae. The transcript has a single exon.
AUGGCAGAUAGGGGCAAUAUCCUAGAUAAACUUACCAACCAGCAACUUGUUGAUAGGUAUCGCUUCAGUAGGGCAGGCCUCAAUUACCUUGAAACUGUGUUUGGACCAGCACUGGAGCCAGCUACAAUGGGACAUAAGAGUUUGUCGGCUAUGGACAAACUCCUUAUUACUCGAAGGUACUUAGCAACAGGGGGAAUUCAGCAAAACGAUGCUGACAUGCACAAUGUCUCACAGCCAGCAGUAUCAAAAAUAUUGACUGAAGUGACAAAUCAUCUGUCAUCUGCUGAUGUUUUGGGAAGGUUUGUGCGUUUCCCACUAACAGUCAGGGAGCUUGAUGCACAGGUUCAACAGUUUUAUGGACUGGCACAGUUUCCAAAGGUGGUGGGUGUCAUAGAUGGUACCCACAUACGUAUUCAGGCCCCUUCGGAGGAUGAGCCGUCUUUUGUCAAUAGGAAGGGUUUCCAUUCAAUUAACGUAGAAGUUGUGUUUGAUGGUUUUGACAGAAUAACAAAUGUGGUUGCCCGAUGGCCAGGGUCUGCACAUGACAGCAGAAUUCUUCAGCAGAGUGGCCUUAGGAACCUAUUUGAUGAAGGUCACUUACCUAAUGGUCAAUACCAUCUUCUUGGGGUCAGCGGAUAUGCUGGGCGAAGGUGGCUACUUACCCCAUACCUCAAUCCCCAGCCUGGUAGCCAAACAGCAUACAACAGUUAA